AUGUCUAGUCGCCAACAGAUUGAUUCCGUCAUCGACGACGAUGAUGAGUUCUGCCCCCUUUGUAUCGAAGAGUUCGACCUCUCGGACAAGAACUUUAAGCCAUGUCCGUGUGGAUACCAGAUCUGCCAAUUCUGUUAUAACAAUAUCAAAACGCAUAGCGAAGAAGGUCGAUGCCCAAACUGCCGCCGUCCCUACGAUGACAGCACAAUUCAAUACAAGAUCCCUGAUGCAGAAGAGUUCAAGGCGGACUUGGCAUUGAAGCACAGAAAAGCGGCGGCAGCGAAGAAAAAGGAAGCCGAAAAACGCGAAAUCGAAGCUUCCAGCCGGAAGAAUUUGGCUGGCGUUCGUGUCGUCCAGAAGAACCUAGUCUACGUCAUCGGCUUGAACCCGACGAUUCGCGAUGAGAAUCAAUUGUUACAGACGCUCCGUGGUCGGGACUACUUUGGGCAAUAUGGCGACAUCGAGAAAAUUGUGGUCAGCAAGGCCAAGCCUGGCGGUAACCCACACCAGGGAAUUGGUGUUUAUGUCACAUUUUCGCGCAAGCUUGAUGCUGCGACAUGUAUCGCUGCCGUGGAUGGCUCUGCGAACGGUGACCGUGUUCUCAGGGCUCAAUACGGAACCACCAAAUAUUGCUCCUCUUUCCUCCGCAAUGAGCAGUGCAACAACCGGAACUGCACAUUCCUGCACGAGACAGGAGAGGAUAGCGAGAGCUAUAGCCGUUCUGAUCUCUCGUCUAUGAAUACCUUGUCCAGUCAACGCCCGAACCAAGCCCCCAACGCUCCUCAUGUCCGUCCAAGCCAACCCAUAGCGCACACAAUGCGCCGACAGCCCAGCAAAGAUGACUCGGUUAGCGGACGAUCGGCUGUUCUGGACGGUCCUGCUCUCCCCUCAUCCGCUAGCUGGGCGAAGGAUGCUACUAUUAGGACUCGACGACCCAGUUUGACUGGUAGCCAGGCAUCUCAGAGCCCUCGGCCUGCCAGUGUCACGGUUUCUGUGCCUGUUGAGGAGCCCAAGCGAGAUGAGAAACCGUCCUCUGUUGCUCAGGAAGCACAGCGGACAUCUCCCCAGUCCGAGACAAGAUCCCCAACCGUGCAACCCCAGACUCUUGAUGCUAAGCCGUCGCCCGAGCCGCUGGCGUCAACACCAUUCGACAACCUCAUCAAAGACCUCAUGAACCCUAACUUCAAAUUUGUGUUCUCCACUGCUGAUCUUCCAGCUGAAGAGGUCAAGGCAAUCCAGUCCUAUCCAUCCUUCAUCGACCCGUAUGGCGGUGUCAAGCGUCGGGCUAUGCGUGAAAAGGCCGAACAGGAUCGUAUCAAGCGCGAGCAAGAGUUGCUAGAAUCCGUCGUCGUCGCCGUCGAGGAGGAAAGCCAUGAAGCUGGCAGUUUGCAACUUGGCGGGGAGCCAGAAGAUGCCAACCCUUCGCGUGGCCGCCAGCAGUCCCGCGAAUCACACGGUGCCAUUCAGCCCCCUUCCCAACAGGGCACCGCCGAUAACUCAACCGUUGGAUCGCCAGUUUCUGCGACUAGUCACCAUUUCCAAGGGUUGAACUUGGCAGGCCGAAGUUUGACACCGCUCCAGCAGCAGCAAUUAAUGCUACUCAAGUCAGCUGGCAACCAGCAAGCUGGUUUAGCCGACCCCCUGAGCCCCGCUGCUUUAGACCAAGCUACCCAGGUACGCCAAGGUCUUUUACACAAUCAAAUGGCUCAGUUCAAUGCGCUGCAGGGUCAAAACCGCCAAUCCUCGCGAUUCACCUUUGCCAAUGAUAUUGGCCCGAAGAACAUCAGCAACGCACGCAUGUUGAGCCAGAUGCAGUCUGGGACUCCCAACCCACUGUCUACUCCAAGCCCUCAGCACGGUCUGGCUAGCGGUUUCUAUGCAAGUGGCGUCCAAGGUCCUCCUCCCGGCUUGAAGACAGCUGGAACCCCUCCCAUUAGCGGUGGUGGUAUGUUUGCGCAGGGACAUGGAUUCACUUCUAAUACCAACAUCGGGCUGGGAUCAAACAUGGGAAAGCAGGAUGCUACACCCGAGCUGAUGCGUGAACUUCUGCGUGGCCGAAGCGGCACGAAUGUCGGUGGUGUACAGGGCCAGGAAGCCGGAAAGCGUGAGUUCAUGUUCCCUUUUCUUCAACAGCACCACACCCCACCUCCCCUGACUCCCGUCAAUGGCCUUCUCAGCUCUUUCUAUGGGUCCCAGACAGGUUCAGGACCUGACUCUGGUGGCGCACAGAAGCAGAAGAAGAAGGGGAAGAAGCAGAGACACGCUAACACUUCCUCCGGCGGAGGCGGUGUAGUAGAUCUUGCGGACCCGAGCAUUUUGCAGGCGAGGAUGCAUCAGGUCGGUGUCAAUGCUACUGCUGGGCAGGCGUUGUACGGGAGCCAGGGUCAAGUGAAUGAAGAUUUUCCUCCGCUUGGUGGGCAGCUAAAGGACAGUCAGUCUGUGGAUACAUUCGGCUUCCUCAAGUCCCAGCUGCCCAGUGAUUCCGCAGGGCGUGUUGGGACUCCGUCUCUGCCCCCUGGGCUUCCAUUGCCCCAUGCCCACCCCGCAUCGGCAGUAUUUCAGGAGCAGAUGAGCUUGUCGAAGCCGUCCUCCCCGACCCCCAUCAUGCCCCCGGGUCUGAAUGCCGAUAUCUCUCGGGGUGGAACACCGUCCCAGAAGGGCCUCACAUCUGACUCUACUGCCACGACGCCCGAACUCCCCACUCGCGCGGGCACCACGUCUGCUCGUGUUAGGGAUGCUUCCCACAUCUCCUUGGGUUCUCCUGUGGCGAAAUCGGCACAAAAGGCUCGAAUAAAUACCAAAUUGGACUUGGCUUUGAGUACGGAAGGAAAGGAUGUCCCUGUGAAAGUCGACCAAAGCCCUUUGGUUGGUGCUAAGUCAAGCCCCAUUACUUUGAGCAUGCACUUAGCUACCCAGGAGACCGCAUCAGUCAAAUCUGAACGUGGCCCGUCAGGUACCUUCGUCUCUGGCCCAGGAUCAGUCUCUGCAAUUGGAUCUCGACCCAAUACUCCAUUGACCGCCGCCUCGCGUGUCUCGGACUCACCCGCCCCCCGUCAGCCACGGAUUCUACGCGUGGUGGAGACGCCAAAGCCCCAGACUCCCCCCCCAGUUGGAAAUGCGCCGUCGGUCACCAUCCCUACUGCCAAACCUGGCAAGUCGCAGUCCAGAAGACAGAGUCUUUCAUCCAACAGCAGGCCCGAUACUCCUGGGGAGUUUGGGUCUGAGGCUGAUUUCUUCCACUCGGCCUCUGGGUCUCGUGCUAGCUCCCCACCCAAUGCUUCCUCGCGUAUUGGUUCUGCCCCGGUCCGGUCGGUCACAAAGAGUCAAGCCAAGAAGGAAAGAAGACAGAAGGCCAAGGAAGCCGAGGCCAAACAAGCGGAGACUGGCCCUCUCCCCGAGGAGCCUGUUCAAGCCCCCAUUAUGGGACGGAAGCGCAAGACUAAGAAGGCACCCACACCUGCGAUGUCGUCUGUAGAUGCGGCAUCUCCGAAUAUGACCGAGCUGGCCAGCCCUAUCAAAGCUUCCACCGAGGUCCCGAAGAAGGCAGAUCCAGAGCCCGAGCCAGUCAAGAAAGUGAAGGAAAGAGAGCAGCCUACUCCAGUGUCCAUACCAGCUCCAGUGGAAGAGCAACCUUCUCCCCCUAAGGGUCCUCCGGAAGCCUGGCGCUUCCACAACACGGUGGAGCAGCUGCUCAAAGAUGCCGAUGAAUCUGGACGUUCUAUCAAGGAUCUGUUCGUGGAAAGAACCAAGCCUCUUCACGAGUUGCUUGCAGAGAUGCACAAAUCUGGUGACCUGGACUUGAACAAAAGCUCGUUGUUCAACCCGGCCAAUAUCGGACAGCGUAGUGAUAUGAAGUGCAUCGAUACCGACUAUGAUAUUCUUAAGCAGCCUAUGGAGCUGACUGAGGGGCACCGUCAGGCUCUGAUGCGUGGUCAACCAGUACGCAUUGACGCCGAGCACCUCAAAGAUCGCUGUAUGAUCACCCCCCGCGGAUGUGUACUUCGUCAUCUGGGGCCCGAGGAAGAGGAGCGAUACCUGGAGCUGGAGAAUAAGCGAGGCGGCGCUAUGGAUCCCUUCGUGGUCGGUGACGACUCGAGCAACAUCAACGGAGGACUGGAUGCUCUUUUUGCAACCCCAGAGAAGUACAAUAUCUGCUGGGUGGAUGAUGACUCCACUCGCAUGGGAACAACCUCUCCCACCGGCACCGCUAAUACCGCGGACUCGAUCAUUCCUCCCAACGUCUUGUCAGCCAUGGAGGCAGACAGCACCCGCAGUCACGAUUGGGCCAUCGCCCAUUCUGCGGAAUUGCUUCAGACGACCACUGCUGCCGUUCGUUCGUUCGCUGCUGCUACUGCCAAGCAGAUGCUUGGUUCAGCCGGUGUACCCGGAACCAAUCCCAAUCUCGAUGACGUUGCUGCCAUGACGAAUGAAGAGCUUAAGGAGCUUGCUAGUCGAUCGCAGAAGGAUUUGGAGCUCACCCGUAAGGAACUGGAUGUGCUGGACAAAAAGUUCGUUGCUCUACUUCGACGAAACAAGAAGAUUCAACAGGCGGCUCUGUCCAUGGCGGAGGAGAUCUGA
This is a messenger RNA of Penicillium canariense, 4578 nucleotides long. RefSeq names its product CCR4-NOT core ubiquitin-protein ligase subunit MOT2. NCBI's taxonomy places the organism in Eukaryota, Fungi, Ascomycota, Eurotiomycetes, Eurotiales, Aspergillaceae. The record is from RefSeq and is a predicted model, not a curated record. Gene Ontology annotation, cellular component: CCR4-NOT complex. Gene Ontology annotation, biological process: protein ubiquitination. Gene Ontology annotation, molecular function: ubiquitin-protein transferase activity; nucleic acid binding. The transcript has 5 exons. The coding region runs from base 1 to 4578 and encodes 1525 amino acids.